AUGGCCAUUUCCUCCUACAUGAAGUGGGCCGCGGUCACUCUGGCCACGGCUCAGCUCGGUGCUGCCCAGACCUACACCAGCUGUAACCCGCUGAAGAAGACAUGCCCUGCCGAUACCGGUCUGGCCAAGUGGCAAUUCAAUACGGACUUCACUUCUGGCUCAUCGGCCUUUAGCAAGUGGAACACUACGUCAGGAACCGUCGAGAGUACUUCGCUCGGUGCCAAGUUCACUAUCUCCGAGGAGGGUGAUGCUCCCACCAUUGAAAGUGACUUCUACAUCUUUUUCGGUCGCGUCGAGGUUAAGAUGAGAGCCGCCAAUGGCACCGGUAUCAUCAGUACUACCGUGCUGGAGUCCGAUGACCUGGACGAGAUUGACUGGGAGCAAAUCAGCACAUACGACUAUUCCGUCCAGACCGACUACUUCGGCAAGGGCAACACUACUUCCUACGACCGUGGCACCACCGUGAAUGUCACCACACCGGAAGAGACCUUCCAUACUUACACUGUCGAUUGGACCUCCAGCCGUAUUGAAUGGCUGCUGGAUGGUGAUGUUGUCCGCACCCUCGAGUACGCCGAUGCACUGAACGGCAAGAACUACCCUCAGACCCCCAUGCGCAUCAAGAUCGGUAUCUGGGCCGGCGGUGACCCUGACAACUCCGAGGGCACCAUUGAGUGGGCUGGUGGCGAGACCGACUACACUGCCGGUCCCUUCACUAUGUACGUUGAGUCCGUCAAAGUCACCAACUACAACCCGGCAGCGGCGUACAAGUAUACCGACAAGACCGGUGCCUACACCAGCAUCAAGGCCACCAACGGUACCACUGCGACCAACUUGGCAUCCUCCUCAAGCUCUGUCAAGGCCGCUUCCAGCUCGUCGUCUUCCAAGGCGUCGUCGUCCAGCGCCAGCGCCAGUGCCAGCGCGUCUUCUUCUGCUAGCGUUUCUGCUGCUGGCUCCAUCUCGCUGUACUCCUCUGUGAUUGUGGCCUCCAUGGUUGCUUUUGUUGUUGGAGCCUUCCAGCUGUAA
Messenger RNA from Penicillium canariense, 1023 nucleotides. Its product is annotated as glycoside hydrolase family 16 protein. The transcript is spliced from 3 exons. Gene Ontology annotation, cellular component: fungal-type cell wall. The record is from RefSeq and is a predicted model, not a curated record. Gene Ontology annotation, biological process: fungal-type cell wall organization; carbohydrate metabolic process. Bases 1 to 1023 code for a protein of 340 amino acids. NCBI's taxonomy places the organism in Eukaryota, Fungi, Ascomycota, Eurotiomycetes, Eurotiales, Aspergillaceae. Gene Ontology annotation, molecular function: hydrolase activity, hydrolyzing O-glycosyl compounds; glycosyltransferase activity.